Molecule: messenger RNA, 1551 nt
Organism: Paramecium tetraurelia
Lineage: Eukaryota; Ciliophora; Oligohymenophorea; Peniculida; Parameciidae
Exons: 2
Biological process (GO): peptidyl-serine phosphorylation; autophagosome organization; autophagy
Cellular component (GO): autophagosome; cytoplasm
Molecular function (GO): protein serine/threonine kinase activity; ATP binding
Source: RefSeq, a predicted model, not a curated record
AUGUAAUAGUAAUUCGAUUAAAACAUACGAAGAUUGGGGGACUAUCAAUUCGAUUCCAAGUAUCUGUUGGGAGAGGGGGCAUUUGGCAAGGUUUACAGGGGAAGUAAAAUAAGCACGAAUAUGGAAGUGGCCAUUAAGAAAAUUGAUAGUUCAAUGAUCAAUAAGGAUUAGUAUCUAAUUGAUGCUCUAAAUAGCGAAGUCCAAAUCAUGAAGUAAUUGGAUCAUCCGAACAUUGUCAAGUUUAUUGAUAAAUUUACAACUGAUCGCUCCAUCUACAUAGUCACAGAGUAUUGCGCAGAUGGCGAUUUAAGAAAUAUAAUGAAGGGCAGAAGAAUACCCGAGACAGAAGUUAAUUAGAUCUUCUGUCAAUUAGCAAGUGGAUUCAAAGAAUUGGUGAGAGCAAACAUAAUCCAUCGUGAUCUCAAACCAGCCAAUAUUAUGAAUCAUAGAGGCAUUGUUAAGAUAGCCGAUUUUGGAUUCUCUAAGAUCGUUGAUAAUUUUAAUGGAGAUUUGUUAAGGACUUGUGUAGGUUCACCAUUAUACAUGGCACCUCAGAUAUUGAAAAAGGAGAAAUACACCACCAAGUCAGAUAUUUGGUCAUUGGGUAUUAUUUAUUAUGAGAUGAUUUAUGGUAACUCUCCAUGGACAGGCAUGGAUGAAAAGAGUUUAACUCAAAAUAUCAUGAAAUAACCAUUGAGAUUUCCAUCUCAUGUGUAAUUGACAGAAUUCGGAAAAAAUUUCAUUUCUAAAGCUCUGGAGAAAGAGGAAUCCAAAAGAAUGGAAUGGAAUGAACUAUUUAUGAUGUUUGAAUAAUAGAAGAGAUCAUUGCCAUAAGCCAAGAUCCAAUUUGAAAAGAAUAAGCCUAAUAUCCUUGAUUCUCCCCAAUCUCUUCAAAUAAACGAGGCUCCUAAUUCGUAAUUAUUAUCCCAAUUAAAUAUACUGAAUUUAUAAAGAAUGCAUUUGAACUUUUCACAUUUUGUGAAUGUUGAAAUCACCCAACACAUCUCAAUCAUUACUCAACAUUAUAAAAAAGAAUUAUAUUUUGAACUGUUAUGUCUUCUUUCAGCCAAAUUCACUGCCAAUUCAUUCAAACUAUUACAAACAAAAGUUAUAUCCUUAUUGGAAUCCUAAAAGAAAUCAAAUGAGUAUUCAAAAUUCAUCAGCCAAAUCUAAAACGAAUACCAAUUAGCAUCUGAACUUUGUACCAAUACUUUGUAAUACUUUGAUCGAAUUGGUUUGUUGUCUAGUCUAAGACAAUUGGCUGAUUUUUAAACCUUUAUUGAUAUCCCAGAAUUAAAUUAAAAUCAACUCAUUUCAGUAGAGAAGAUCAUUAAGGAAAGAGUCUAAAGUGUUUCUAAAUUAAUCUUAUAGGCUUGCAAAGACAACGAAGUGUUGAUCCUUCUGGAUUACUUGAUGGAGAUGUGUCUUAAUAGAAGCAAAAUUAUGAAUGGAAAUAAUAAUGUGGACUUUUCAUUUAUUCAAGAGAGAAAAAUACAACCAGAUUACAAUUCAUACUUAAAUUAUAAAUUGAGUGAGAUGUAGGGUUAUUGA